CAGCAACAACAGAAGCAGCAGCAGUAGCAGCAGCAGCAGCAGUAGCAGCAGCAGCAGCAGUAGCGAUGGCGUUCGGCAGACAUCUGUGUUGCGCGUGCCUUCUCGCUCUGCUACUAACGAAGGCCGCCGACGGCGAUAAGCACCACAGGAACCACCACAAAAAACUGAACCUUGGCGACGACAUCGACACCAUGUCGUCUCUCCUCGCCGCACCUCCGCCCGACGCGCCCUCUGGCGAGCGCACUUGGUCGGACUCGCUACUCCCCAAACCCGACAGACAUCGCCCGCCGCAAGAGGUCGCCACGGAAAAACCACGCGACGACGACGAUGACGAUGGCGAAAUGCACGAAGACAGCUUCUUCCUAGAUCAGAUCUUCGCUCGCUACGGCGCUGCGGGCAGCCGACAUCUGAUGGACUUCUCUGGAUUCGAACACCUUCUCGUGCGGCUGGGACUCGCCACGCUCGGACCGGAGCUCACCCAGCACGUGUACUCCGAACACGCGACGAACAACGUCACGCACAACCCGCUACACGAACACAACGCGUCGCUAGAGGACGCCGCCGUCGCCGCUACCGCCGUGCAGUUAAAGGAGGAGGUGAAGCAUAGGCACCGACGCAGCGUCGACGUUGACGGUAACCAUGACAACUCACAUUGGCAUCCGGGCGAGCACUGGGACGCCGGAAAUGCGUCGAAGCCGGUGCGAAGGUGCAUGACACCGGGAGAAAUCCUGUUGUCCCUCAACCUGCACACGAACGACCACAUCAGCGAACACGCCUUCCUGCACGUGUGUCCGGCUAUCAUCUACGAACUGGACAUCGCCGACUGCGUGUCCCAGCUCGCCGCCGACAGAGGUCAAGGUCGCGGUCAAAGUUGGACGUCCGCCGUGGCCGAAGCGAUUGACGAAAACGGCUUCGACACGUUGUUUUCCAGUAUUGCUAGCAUCCCCGGUAAAGUGUGGGGCUACGCGACGCUCGCCAUCUUGGUGAUCUCUCUAUGCGGCCUGGGCGGAGUCGCCGUCGUGCCUCUGCUCAACAGAUCCUUCUACAGGCACGUGCUACACUUCCUAGUCGCUCUCGCUGUCGGCUCGUUGUCUGGAGAUGCUCUGCUGCAUCUGUUCCCGCACGCUCUUGGCAUACAUGCUCAGGAGGCAGGAAUAGACGAGCACGGAGUUUAUCGCACUAAGUACGAUGCGGUGUGGAAGGGCAUGACGGCGCUAGGCGGCAUCUUUGGCUUCUUUCUCAUCGAGCAGGUGAUACAGCUGGCAGGCGUGUGGAGGCAGGAGCGCACGCGCAGAAAGCAUCUCCAGCAGAAGCUGGGAGCCGCAGGCUACGACCGUAUGGCUCACCCGCACGCGGUGGGUCGUAAGCUGUCAAGCCACAAGAGAGACUCGAUCCUUUACAUGGAAGGUGUGUUUAUGCCGACGUCUGUGUCGUCGGUUGCCUUGAUGGUCAUCAUGGGAGACGGACUGCACAACUUCAGCGACGGGAUGGCCAUAGGUGCUGCCUUUGCCAACGACAUCGCUGGAGGCAUGAGCACGACACUGGCAGUGUUUUGUCACGAGUUGCCACACGAGUUAGGUGGGUUAUAG
Priapulus caudatus is the source of this 1589-nucleotide messenger RNA. Its product is annotated as zinc transporter ZIP10-like. Gene Ontology annotation, cellular component: membrane. Bases 66 to 1589 code for a protein of 507 amino acids. The record is from RefSeq and is a predicted model, not a curated record. NCBI's taxonomy places the organism in Eukaryota, Metazoa, Priapulida, Priapulimorpha, Priapulimorphida, Priapulidae. The transcript has 8 exons. Gene Ontology annotation, biological process: zinc ion import across plasma membrane; intracellular zinc ion homeostasis. Gene Ontology annotation, molecular function: zinc ion transmembrane transporter activity.